AUGCAGCCCCGGUGUCCCCGUAGCAGCAGCCGCCACAGCAGCAGCAGUCGCAGCAGCAGCAGCAGCAGAAGCAACAAAAGUCACCCAAACAGCAGCGGCAGCAGCAGCAGCAGCAGCAUAAACAGCAGCUGCUGCUGUCCUAUCUUGACAGCGUGUCUCGAGUGCGAGCUGCUUCGCCUGAACCUCUUGGCUGCUUGUGCGUCCGUACACCCUAAGCGCCAGCUGAAUAUAUGGUCGCGAGCCGCCGAAAAGCAACUGCAGCAGCAGCAGCAGCAGCUGCAGCUGCAGCAGCAGCUGGAAGAGUCCCUAAGCAGCAGCAUCUGCAUAGGCGCUGCUGCUGGCGCUUCGCCGUCGCUGCAGCCGUCAGCAGCACAGAGUCUGGAAGCCUAUUGGGAGCGGCUGCAGGCGAUGCCUGUUGUCUUUGAGACUUUGGGCCCCUGCGAUUUGUCUCCUCUUGACAUAAAACAAAUUGAAAAGGACUUCACCAGAGAAACAGUAAAAAUAAACCAACGCGCAUGCAAGGGUGCUGAUGGACUGCAGCAGCUCCUGACCGCCAUUUGCAGGGGGCUAAGAGAAACGGAGAGAACUCCAGCAGCAGCAGCAGAAGCAGGACUAUCAACCGCAACAGCAGCAGCAGCAGCAGCAGCAGCAGGCCCACCUUCGUGGAGCCUUCCAAGAACAGUGGAGGCCCUCAUUUCCCUGAAACUUCUUCCCACAGAUAUCUGUGGUGGCAGCCGCAGCAAGAGAAUCAGCAGCAGCAGCAGCAGCAGCGAGGAAGCAGGGGCUGCAGCAGAAGCUGCAGAGGGCGCUGCUGCUGAAGACCUGUGGAAUGUGUGGGCAGCAGCAGCAAGAGUCUGCUGCGCGCUGCAGCUGCUCGCAGUCUCCUCCCGCACCCACGGCGGCGGCGUCUCCUUUGCUGCAGCAAUGAAGGCCUUCGCCUGUCCCUCCUUGUCUUUGCUGCUGCGCCCUGACAACCGCGCUCCCCAGCAGCAGCAGCAGCAGCAGCAUCAAGGGGAACAGCAGCAGCAGCAGGGGGAGCAGCAGCAGCUGCCGAAGCAGGAACAGCAGGACGAAGAAGCUCCUAACGCGACUGACAUUGUGCUUAGCUGCUGCGUGCAGCAGCGGCGUCUCGAGCAGGCGAUGGGGCAGGGGCAGCAGCAGCAGCAGCAACAGCAACAGCAAAGGCAGCAGCAGCAGAUACCGACAACGGAACCACUGAUAGAGGGGGGCCCUCUGCUCGCAGCAGUCCAUUCGGCUACUCCAUUCGCGCUGCUUCUACCUGACCACUACGCCGCCCCUCUUGACCAGGAGCAGCAGCAGCAGCAGCAGAAGCAGCAGCAGCAGCAGCAGCAGCAGGGAAUCUCGGAGCUUCUGGGAAGUGUUAAAGUUGCUGCGCACUUUUUUGCGACCUUCCGCAGCGUUUUGCUGCUGCAGCCUACCGCUGAAUUGCUGCAGGCUGACGAGGAUUUGGCCCACCAAGUGCUGUCAAGAGCAGCAGCAGCAGCUCUCAUUGGUCCCGUUUUGCUGCAAGAGAUUCAGCAAGAGUUCACUACGAACUCUUCCCCCCCAGAUAUGCCACCGGAAGGGGCCCCUAGUGUCGAUGGGGGCCCCCCAGGGGCCCCCCUUGGGGCCCCUAUGGGGGCCGCCCUGGGGGUCCCUAGGGGUCCCCCCAAGGGGGGCCCCAGGGGCCUCCUGUGGCUGCCGGCGCGGCUGUCGCAGCAGUGGGUGCUGGUGAGCAGCAGCAGCAGGAGCGGGGUGUCUGUACACCCCAAAGGUGCGGGAGAAGCAGCAAACGUGCAAGUGGAAACAAAUAAAGAAGCAGCAAUAAGGGCCCCUCAAGAAGCAGCAGUGGGGUGUGGGGAAUCUGCAUAA
This is a messenger RNA of Eimeria tenella, 1872 nucleotides long. RefSeq lists its product as uncharacterized. Lineage: Eukaryota; Apicomplexa; Conoidasida; Eucoccidiorida; Eimeriidae. Gene Ontology annotation, cellular component: nucleus. The coding region runs from base 1 to 1872 and encodes 623 amino acids. The transcript is spliced from 7 exons. Gene Ontology annotation, biological process: regulation of transcription by RNA polymerase II. Gene Ontology annotation, molecular function: transcription cis-regulatory region binding. The record is from RefSeq and is a predicted model, not a curated record.